Caenorhabditis angaria is the source of this 8076-nucleotide messenger RNA. NCBI's taxonomy places the organism in Eukaryota, Metazoa, Nematoda, Chromadorea, Rhabditida, Rhabditidae. The record is from the annotation of a GenBank genome assembly.
AUGUCAUCGUCGUCUUCGAGCACACCAUCGUCGAUUCGUGAGUUGCCUGGGGAAAAUUCGGGAUUUUCAUCAAAAAUUAACCUGGAAACAUGUUUUUCCACCUGAAAUCCAUAUAUUUUCGCUCCAAAAUUUAUUGAUUUUUGAAUUUGCCACGUGUCCUCUUCAAAAUCGCAAAAUUUCACGUGAAAACAAAAAAAACUUUUUUUUUUUCAAAAAAAAAAAAAAGAAAAAAUUGAUGGCCGUGGCCUAGAAAACCAACGUGUAGUUCUCGCGGACAAUUUUUGAAAUUUUAUUUUUUUUUUUCGCUUUCCGGGUUUUUCAAGGUUCCCCGUGGUAUUUGGUGUCAAAAUGAUGAGAAAAACGUGGAAUUCAAUUUGACGCCACGUUUUCGCGCCCAAAAUCAUCGAUUUUUUAUUGCAGAACCGCCGGCAAAAGACGACGCGAAUCGAUCAAUGUGAGUUUUUUUUUGCUGAAAGUUUUUCUUCAAUUUUUUUGGGGUUUGGCUGUCAGAAAAAUAAUGAUGAUGAUGAUAAAGAGAAGAGAUGAUUUUUUUCGGCUGAAAAAAAUUUCAGUUUUUAGUCAGGUUUUUGCUUGCUAGUGGAUUUUUUUUUCUCGAAAAAGUGCAUAUUAGUGCGAUGUUUGCCUGGUUGAAUUCGAGUUUGUGAGUUUUCUGAAGCCAAAAAUAUAUUUUUCCUCAAAAAUAUUGAAAUUUAUACCAAAAUUCCCCCAAAUCUCCAAGUUUCCCCUUCAAAAUCCCCGAAUUUUCCAGCUCACCAGCCCUUUCCACACCUACAACCUACUCAGAAUGGCAAUUAUUUGCGGUUCUAAACCGUGCCAAUCUUCUACAAUACUAUCAAACGUUUAUUUCGAAAGGCGGCGAUGACAUUAAUCAAAUUAUGCAAUGUGAUGAAAAUGAGUUUUUGGAAAUUAUGGCACUUGUUGGAAUGUCGAAUAAACCAUUGCAUGUGAGGAGGUUGCAGAAGACUUUGAAGGUGGGAAAAUUUGCGAUUUUUUGAUAUCCGAUGAGCUCAGGAGCAUAAAAAUGCGAUUUUUCGUGAAAAUUUGCGAUUUUUUGAUACCUUGUGAGCUCCGGAGCACAAAAAUGCGAUUUUUUUGAUAUCCCAUGAGCUCGGGAGCAUAAAAAUGUGAUUUUUCGUGAAAAUUUGCGAUUUUUGAUAUCCCAUGAGCUCAGGAGCAUGAAAAUGCGAUUUUUUGAUAUCUCAUGAGCUCAGGAGCACAAAAAUUCAAUUUUUCGUGAAAAUUUGCGAUUUUUUGAUAUCCGAUGAGCUCAGGAGCACAAAAAUUUAAUUUUUCGUGAAAAUUUGCGAUUUUUUGAUACCUUGUGAGCUCCGGAGCACAAAAAUGCGAUUUUUUUUGAUAUCCCAUGAGCUCAAAAGCAUAAAAAUUUGAUUUUUCGUGAAAAUUUACGAUUUUUUGAUAUAUCAUAAGCUCAGGAGCAUAAAAAUGUGAUUUUUCGUGAAAAUUUGCGAUUUUUCGAUACCUCAUGAGCUCAGGAGCACAAAAAUGUGAUUUUUCGUGAAAAUUUGCGAUUUUUUAUAUCCCGUGAGCUCGGGAGCAUAAAAAUGCGAUUUUUCGUGAAAAUUUGCGAAUUUUUGACAUCCCAUAAGCUCAGAAGCAUAAAAAUGCGAUUUUUUGAUAUCCCGUGUUCUCAGGAGCAGAAAAAUUUGAUUUUUCGUGAAAAUUCUGGUUUUUUUCAUAUCCCAUAAGCUCAGAAGCAUAAAAUUUGCGAUUUUUUGAUAUCCCAUGAGCUCAAGAGCACAAAAAUGUGAUUUUUUGAUACCUCAUAAGCCUAUGAACCUUCAAAAUUGUGCUUUUAGGUCCUAUCGCGAAAAUUCAUAAAUUCUGAAUACGAUUUUCAGAUUCCUCAUAAAAUUUCAAGUUUUUAGACACCCCACAAGCCAAUAUUCUAGAAAAUUUUAUUUUUGAGGGUCCCACCACGAAAAUUCAAAAUUUUACAGUAACCCAGUCUUAUGGGGUGUCUAAAAACUCGAAAUUCCACGUAGAUCACGAAAAAAUCCAAAAUUUUCCAGGAAUUCUCAGAGGACAUGACGAAAUUCAACAUUCAAGCGAUUCAACAAAUCGGUCCUCCACCGGCUAAUAAUUUGACAUUCUCAGCUGCCAGCGAUGCGAUGGCUCUACUUUUACCGGGUUUGGUAAAUCAGUUGACAGCGGCUAGUAGUUGUGCUAACUCGACAAAUUGUGGUGAUAUGGCAGCGGAUACGAGCUCGGCUUCUCCUUCGCAAAAUCCGAUGGGUAGGUCUUGAAAAACGGGUUUAAAUGAGUCUAGACUCGAUGCUGACGCAUUUUUUGUAGGCUGCAAAUUAUGCGCCUUGAGAUUCGGGUUAAUUUGAACCUAAACUCGAUGUUGACGUAUAUUUUGUAGCCUACAAAAAACAAGUCAACACUCAAUGCUGACGCAUUUCUUUUAGGUCUCGAGCUCUUCGAUGCUCAACCAAGUCAAAACCAGAGCUCAGCUGCCACGUCAUCAUCAUCACAAGCCGGUAGAGCCACGGCCAACAUUGUCUCUGGACAAAAUUUGAAUUUCCCGCGCACCCCGUUGCUUGUGGCAGCGCGGAGCAUCGUUGGCGGAAGUUCGGGAAGUCAGGAGAAAGAGGGAUCGUCUUCACCGUUUCUGGCACCAUUCAACAAUGAUUUUGUGUCGUUGGGCGAUUUUGAUCCGAGUAAGUUUUGAUCUACGUGAAAUUUCACGUUUUUUGACACCUCACAAGGCAGGGUUACUGUAGAAUUUGAAUUUUUCGCUGUGGGACCUCUACAGUACCUCAAAUUUGAAAAUUAUUCUGAAUAUAGUCAUGCGAGGUGUCUAAAAACUCUAAAUUUCACGUGGAGUCCGAAAAUUAUAGUCUUAAAUCAUUUCGACUACAGUAACCCUAGAUUUUUCGUGACGGGACCUCUACAGUACCUAAAAAUCAGAAAUGUUCUGAAUAAAUCCUUGUGAGGUGUCUAAAAACUCUAAAUUUCACGUGGAGUUCAAAAAUUAUAGUCUUAAAUCAUUUCGACUACAGUAACCCUAGAUUUUUCGUGACGGGACCUCUACAGUACCUAAAAAUCAGAAAUGUUCUGAAUAAAUCCUUGUGAGGUGUCUAAAAAUUCAAAAUUUCACAAGGAAUUCAAAAAUCAUACUCAAAAAUUAUUACACUACAGUAACCCUAAAUUUUUCGUGGCGGGACCUCUACAGUACCCCAAAAAUUCAAAAUUAUUCAGAAUAUAGUCAUGUGGGGUGUCAAAAAAUCGCAAUUUUUUUGCAGACAAUCCAUCGCUCACUGAAAAUCCCGUGCUCUCCGCAGCUCAAAUCGCACGGCUCACCGAAUGUGCUCUCAACGCCUCAAAAUGCCUGCCAAAUCUUCCACCGCGAUAUGUUCAAAACAAGAAGCGAGUGUCGAAAGAGGUUCUGGAACUUUUGACUUCAACACCCGAAUCGAUGCCGAAUCGAGUUCAAUUGUUCCGCAAAUUUUCGGCGAUUUAUGGGAGAUUUGAUACGAAACGCAAACCGCAUAAGGUACGGUCGAAAUUUGCGAUUUUUUGAGCUAGAGUUCAGGAUUUUUGAGGAAAAUUCAAAUUCCUCAUGAAAUUCCACGUUUUUAGACACCCCACAUGACCUGGUUACUGUAAAAUUUUUAAUUUUUUGUGGCGAGACCCCUACAGUACCUAAAAAAUAAAAAAUUAUCAAAAAUAGUCAUGUGAGGUGUCUAGAAGCUCAGAAUUUCACAAGGAAUCCAGAAAUUUUACUUGAAAAAUUAUAUUGUCUACAGUACCCUGGGUUUUUCGUGGUGGGACCCGAAAAUAGCCUUAUUACGGUUUCCUAAACAGUUUUCAGCCCUAAAACCUGUAUUUUUGAAUUUUUUUGACAAUUUAACGUUGUUAGACACCCCAUAAGCCUGGGUUACUGUAAAUUUUCGAAUUUUCGUGGCCUACGGUAUCCCCAAAUGCAAAUUUAUCAAAAAUAGUCAUGUGAGGUGUCUAAAAGCUCAAAAUUUCACCAAAAAUCCAAAUUUGCAGGUGCUAACCCUCCACGAAACCACAGUCAACGAGGCCGCCGCUCAACUAUGUCUCCUGGUCCCCGCCCUCCUAACCCGUCGCGACGAACUCUUUCCACUGGCUCGCCAAAUCGUCAAAGAUGCCGGCUAUCAUUAUGCGAAGAGUCGAAAGCGGCCUUGUGAUCCGGCUGAUUUGCAUUCGCCAAUCAGCUCGCCGAGCACAAGUCCACCGCCGCCUGGAAUGGAUGAACAGGGAUUCGAGUUGGAUGGCGGGUCGAAUUCGAGAAAUGCUGAUGAGAUGUGCUCGAGUAGUAGUGGAGAUGGAACUAGGGUUAGUUUUGUGGUGAAAUUCGGGUCAAAAUGAGCUCAAACUCGAUGCUGACGCGUUUUUUGUAGUCUGCAAAAUUCACGCCAUCAAAUUCAGAUCAAAAUGAGCCUAAACUCAAUGCUGACGCAUUUUAUGCAGGCUUCAGAUUUCACAGCUUUAAAUUUAGGCUAAGAUGAGCCUAGACCCGAUGCUGACGCAUUUCUUGUAGACUUCAGAAUCUGAGUCAUGAAAAAUGCUACGAAAGGAGCCCAAACUCGAUGCUGACGUAAUUUUUGUAGACUGCAAAAUUCACGUCAUCAAAGUUAGAUCAAAAUGAGCUCAAACUCGAUGCUGGUGCAUUUCUUGUGGGCUGCAAAAUUCGCGCGAUCCUAAAGGAGCCUUGACUGAUCCUUGACGCAAGUUUCGUAGCCUGCAAAAUUCACGUCAUCAAAUUUGGGUUAAAGUGAACCUAUACUCAAUGCUGACGUAAAAUUUGUAGGCUGCAAAAUUCACGUCAUCAAAUUUAGGUUAAAAUAAGCCCUGACUCAACAUUGACGCAAGUUUAGUUUAAAUUUAAAUUCUGCGCAAACUUAUAUUGUUGACGCAUGUUUUGUAGCCUCAAAAUUUUCCAUAAAUCUCAAAUUUCAGCUUUGAAAACGACCUAAAAUCAAAAUUUUCCAGCUCACCGACUCCCCCAAUGAUUCAACAUCCACCGACUCAACAACAGUGCACCACACAAAUUCGGCGUCCUCAAUUCUAGAGCGCUGGGCGAGCGGCUGUUUUUCCACCCAGUUCCCACCCCCGCCGCCCAAAAAAAGUCACUAAUUUUCUGAAUUUUUACAUUUUUUCACAUGUUAUUGCAUCUCACACACUUUUUUUUGCCCAAAAUUUUGAUUUUUUUAAAAUUUUCUUCAAAAAUUUAUUUCUAUUCCACCCCCAUUUUUUUCGUGAUUGUUUUUUCAAAAAAUUUCACAACUCGCAUUUGAUGAGAGUAUAAACUUGGUAUUUUCCCCGGUCCCCAAUAUAUUUUUCAAUAAUCACUUCAAAAUUUCUACAUUUUUCGAAAAUGUCUAAUUUUUUUCCCUUUUUUUCCCUAGUCUACUAAUCUUUUCAUAUCUUUACAAAAUUUAAUUUUUUUCUAAUUUUUCCAAUUUUGUUUGAAAAACAUCGGUGAAUAAAGUGUUUGAAUUGUUUUUUUUUUCGAAUAAAAAAAAAUUAAUUUCAGAAAAAUUUUCUCAAAAAAUCCGACAUUUAGGAUUGCUCAUGUUAAUCUGAAAUUGUUGAAUUUUCAAGUUUCGGCACAAAUUUGAUGACGUGGCAUUUUUGGAGUCGAAAAUUUGAAUUUUCAAGUUUUUGCGCGAAAUUUUCCACGUCAUCAAUUUUCAGCGAAAAGUUUCAAGGAAAAACCAGUUCCGUAUAACCCAUUUUUUGAUUUUUCCAAGACAAACCUUUAUCGUUUUUUGUUUACAAGCUUUUUCGUAUUUAUCAGCAGGAAAAUACAUCAAACCUCACCCAAUACCUGGAAUUCCAGGUGGGCAAUUUUUUUUUCGAAAAAUCUAGGUGGGCAAAAAUUUUAAGGUCUUUAAGGCGAGCCUUAGGCGAGCCUCAGGCGGGCAAUUUAUUUAGGGUCUUCAAGGCGAGCCUUAAGUGGGCAAAUUUUUUAGGGUCUUCAAGGCGAGCCUUAGGUGGGCAAAUUUUUUUAGGGUCUUCAAGGCGAGCCUUAGGUGGGCAAAUUUUUUAGGGUCUUCAAGGCAAGCCUUAAGUGGGCAAAUUAGGUGGGCAAUUUUUGAAAAUAAACCCAGCUGGGCAAUUUUUUACCCACUCCUCCAGGUUCUUGGGUGAGGUUUGAAAAUACAUAGUUUGAAAAAGGAUACAAUCAGAAAACUCCUGUGUAUAUAAAUGUGCUCUUAGACCUUGCAAAAAAUGAAAAUAUGAAGAAUUUAAUUCUGAUUUUUUUGAGCUUGGUUCAGUUUUCUGAAGAACUUCAGUGUAUUAAUGGAUUCACUUUGGUCAAUAAUAAAUGUUUGAAGGUGAGUAAGGGCCUAAAAUUAGGCCUGGGCCUGGGGACUCUAACUUAAGCCUUACCUAAGCUAACCUAACCACAUCUUAUCUAGCUUGAGCCUCAACUAACUCGAUUUAGCAGUCUAACGAAGGCUUUCUGUCUUAACCCAACCUAAGUCCACACUACAACUUACCUAAACUAAAGUAACCUAACCUAAACCCAACUAUCUUCUAGCUAAUCACCGCUGACCAAACACACAGUGCCGCUCGUCGUGAAUGUAACCUCAAUGGCGGAAACCUUGUCUCAAUCUACAAUUCAAUCGAUAACACAGCAAUUGCUCAACUCGCAAUUUCGAGUUCGGAUCCAAUUUGGAUUGGUUUGAACUGUAUGGAUGAUCGGGAUCUGGGCUCUUGUUUUUGGGAUGAUCAAGUUGGAAAUGCGUCAGGUGAGAAAGUAUGGGUCUUGUAGCGAAAAUCGUUUUUCUAGCCUUUAACAACUUCAUCGCUGCAAAUCCAUCAAGCGAAGUAGGAACGUGUGUCUAUAUGCUCAACUUCGGAAGUCUCCGAGGUCGCUGGUUCAGUGGAAGUUGCGAAGGCAUGGAAAUCAAUGCAGUCUGUGAAACAACCCCAAUUGAAACAUGCCUAUAUACCUAUAAUGGUUAUUGUUAUUAUCCACUUGGAGCCCUGAGUCAAAUCGAAGCUCAAAACGCAUGUUCGCAAAACUGCAAGGGAGAUUUGGUUUCGAUUCAUUCAGCAGAAGAGAAUACUUUGGUUUCCAGAAUUUUUGAGUAUAAUCCGAAACGGUAUUUAUGGAUUGGGGCACAAGGGAAUUCUUGGAUUGAUGGAUCGGUUUGGAAUUAUACAAACAUCGGAUAUCAAAAUACAACCACGAAGUGCUAUAGUAUGUCAUUGAUAAAUGGUAGAUGGAUGAGCACCGAUUGUUAUUCACAACUCCCAGCGAUUUGCAAGAUUUCGAUGAAUUCGGAAUGCGGAAAUAGAGCAUGCAGUGGAGUGACGAAUCUCACAGAUACUGGAGUGGUGGGUUUUUUGUUGUGGGCACAGAGAAUUUUAAAUUAAAAAAAUUUUUUUUUCCAGAUCUACUCACCAAAUUACCCCAAUUCCUACCGCUCUGCUCACAAUCAAUCAAUACCUUGCUAUUACCUUUUCACUGUCAAAACCGAAAUCGCUAUUAUCUAUUUCGAACAACUCACAUUGAAUCAAAAUGCGCGAAUCGAACUAUACUCUAGUCUAACCAGCCAAACACCAUUUGCAAUUAUUAAGAAUUCGCAGGGAACUAAUAUCACCUUCCAAUCUUCCACAAAUCUCAUCAAGAUGGUUUUUAAACCAUGCUUUAACUGUGGGAACACUGGAAAUUCAGAGAUUUUCAAAUGGAAAGCGAUUCUUGGCCAACAAUAUCUGAAUCCGUGUGGAAAUUUGAUGGAGACAAAUGGAGUUAUCACAUCUCUGGGUUACCCGGGAAAUUACCCAAACAAUUGGCAAUGCGAUUAUUUGUUGCACAGUUCGAGAAGAGUUCAAGUUCAUUUCACCGAUUUCUACACAGAGGGGUAUUUUGAUUAUGUUCGCGUUUAUGAUGGCGAGAAUUCGACAGCUCCGGUGCUCGCCACAAUCAGCGGAAUCCCUGUGGACAAUCUGACCUACACCUCAACUGGACAAUAUUUAUAUUUGCUUUUCAGUACGGAUAAGACGAAUAAUUUCAGAGGAUUCAGUGCAGUGUUUUAUGAUUUUAAUUGA